Molecule: messenger RNA, 3523 nt
Organism: Perognathus longimembris pacificus (Pacific pocket mouse)
Lineage: Eukaryota; Metazoa; Chordata; Mammalia; Rodentia; Heteromyidae
Gene: Eln
Product: elastin
Exons: 37
Coding region: 195-2684 (829 amino acids)
Molecular function (GO): extracellular matrix structural constituent
Source: RefSeq, a predicted model, not a curated record
AAAAAAUCCCACAGUCGGGGCAGACCCAGCCCAGCAGGCUCGUGAGCGGGGCCUUUCGUAACUGCCCCCUCCCUGUGGCCCCCUCCCCCGGCUCCCCCUCCACCCGCACCCUCCCUCCCCGCCAAGGAGCCUGCAAUUAGGCCUUGGGGAUAAAACGAGGUGCAGAGAGCAGGCUGGACUCAUUCCUCCCCGAGAUGGCGGGUCUGUCUGCAGCGGCCCAGCACCCCGGAUUCCUGCUCUUCUUCCUGAGCCUCCUACACCCCGCGCAGCCUGGAGGGGUCCCUGGAGCUAUUCCAGGUGGAGUUCCUGGAGGGGUCUAUUAUCCAGGGGCUGGUCUUGGAGGCCUGGGUGGAGGAGGAGUGCUGGGUCCUGGAGGCAAACCACCCAAGCCAGGUGCUGGAGUUGGGGCAUUUGGGGCAGGUCUUGGAGGGCUUGCUGGUGGAGGCCCCGGGGCAGGGCUGGGGGCUUUCCCUGGAGGUGCCUACCCUGGGGCGCUGGUGCCCGGGGGAGCAGCUGGAGCUGCUGCAGCUUAUAAAGCGGCUGCCAAGGCGGGUGCCGGGCUUGGAGGUGUUGGAGGUGUUGGCGGUGUUGGUGGCGUUGGUGGCGUUGGCGGUGUCGGUGGCAUUCCUGGUGUUGGUGGUGUUGGUGGCGUUGGUGGCUUAGGAGUGCCUACAGGUGGGGCAGUGCCACAGGCUGGAGUGGGCGUCGGAGCUGGUGGAAAGCCUGGGAAAGUGCCUGGUGUGGGCCUCCCAGGUGUGUACCCAGGUGGAGUGCUGCCAGGCAUAGGAACUCGGUUCCCUGGUGUGGGGGUGCUCCCUGGGGUUCCUACUGGGACAGGAGUCAAGGCCAAGACCCCAGGUGGAGGUGGUGCUUUCGCUGGAAUCCCAGGUGUUGGACCUUUUGGGGGCCAGCAGCCUGGUGUCCCAUUGGGGUACCCUAUCAAAGCACCCAAGCUCCCAGGUGGCUAUGGACUGCCCUAUACCAACGGGAAGCUGUAUGGUGCAGCUGGAGCAGGGGGCAAGGCUGGUUACCCGACAGGGACAGGGGUUGGCUCACAGGCAGCUGCGGCAGCUAAAGCAGCCAAGUAUGCAGGAGCAGGCGGAGCCGGCGCCCUGCCUGGCUUUCCCGGUGUCGGAGCUGGCGGCCUCCCUGGCGGGGCUGGCACCAUUCCGGGGAUCGGAGGCCUCGCAGGGGCCGGGACGCCCGCGGCGGCGGCGGCGGCGAAGGCGGCAGCGAAGGCGGCCAAGUACGGAGCUGCUGGAGGCUUGGUGCCUGGUGGACCAGGAGUUAGACUCCCAGGCGUUGGGAUUCCAGGUGUUGGGGUCCCAGGCAUUGGAGUCCCAGGCGUUGGAGUCCCAGGCGUUGGGGGCCCAGGCGUUGGCAUCCCAGGUAUUGGAGGCCCAGGCAUUGUGGGUGGACCAGGAGCUGUGUCACCAGCUGCAGCUGCCAAAGCAGCCGCCAAAGCAGCCAAAUAUGGAGCUCGAGCUGGAGUCGGAGGCAUUCCUUCUUAUGGGCUUGGCACCGGGGGCUUUCCUGGCUAUGGUGUUGGACCUGGCAUUGGAGGGGUUCCGGGCGUAGGAGGGGUUCCAGGCGUCGGAGGAGUCCCUGGCGUCGGAGGAGUUCCUGGAGCUGGCAUUUCUCCUGCAGCUCAGGCAGCCGCUGCGGCCAAAGCUGCUAAGUAUGGUCCUGGGGGAGCUGGAGCCCUGGGUGGGCUAGUUCCGGGCGCGGUGCCGGGUGCAGUGCCAGGCGCGGUGCCAGGCGUGGUGCCAGGUGCAGUGCCAGGUGCAGUACCAGGUGUGGUCCCGGGUGUGCCAGGUGCAGGAGGAGUACCAGGAGCUGGCACCCCAGCUGCUGCCGCCAAAGCUGCUGCCAAGGCCGCCCAGUUUGGUUUGGGGCCACGCGUCCCUGUGGAUUCUGGGGUCCUCCCUAGUGCUGGCGUGGGCCCUGGUGGUGUUGCAGCAGGAGCCUUGGCAGGAGGGAAAUCAGCCGCGCAGCUCGCUGCCAAAGCCCAGUAUCGGGCUGCUGCUGGACUUGGUGCUGGGGUGCCUGGAUUGGGAGCUGGUGCUGGUGUUCCUGGAUUUGGGGCAGGAGCAGCACCUGGAUCUCUGGCAGCAGCUAAAGCAGCCAAAUACGGUGCAGCUGGAGCCGGGGGUCUGGCAGGGCCCGGGGGUCUGGCAGGGCCUGGAGGUCUGGCAGGGCCUGGAGGUCUGGCAGGAGUCGGUGUUCCGGGCGGUGUAGUGGGAGCUGGACCUGCUGCCCAGGCAGCUGCUGCCAAAGCUGCCGCCAAAGCUGCCCAGUACGGCCUGGGAGGAGCUGGGGCGCUCGGAGCUGGGGGUCUGGGAGUUGGGGGCCUUGGAGCUGGGGGCCUUGGAGCUGGAGGAGCCAUCCCAGGUGCUGGUGGCCUUGGAGGUGUGUCUCCAGCAGCCGCUGCUAAGGCAGCUAAAUAUGGUGCUGCUGGCCUUGGAGGUGGCCUUGGAGGUGGCCUCGGAGUCGGCAGGCCAUUCCCAGGAGGAGGAGUGGCAGCGAGACCUGGCUUUGGGCUGUCCCCCAUCUACCCAGGUGGUGGUGCUGGGGGCGUCGGAUUUGCUGGAAAACCCCCGAAGCCCUAUGGAGGAGCCCUGGGAGCCCUGGGCUACCAAGGUGGGGCCUGCCUGGGAAAAUCCUGUGGCCGGAAGAGGAAGUGAGCCCCCAGGACCCCUGACUUCUCGACCUCAUCAACGUUGGUGCUACUGCUUGGUGGAGAAUGUAAACCCUCUGUGACCCCCCCCACCCCAGCCCCCACCCCGGGAGGGGACGGCAGGAGCCCGCACGGGGCCCGGGGCACCCCACCCACAGCCUCCAUCGGUGCUACAUGCUGGUGCUUCAUGGCUGGUGCUCUAUAUUCCUGGGGGAGGGAAGAGGGUGGGGACACCCUGGGGUUCCCCCCUCCUCGGCCUGGGGUCCCCCCCACCGUCUGGGGUACCUCUAAAGAUGAUGGGGCCCGGCCUCCAGGUGCUACCCCUGGCUGCGUCCAGUUGGUACCCCAGUUCCAAAACCUCAAUGCUGGAUUCGGUCACACCAUCCUCCUCUAUCUUUGGGUCCACUGGACCCCUCUCUCCUUGCCAACACCUGGCUCCUCCACCCACACUAGGAAGAGCCCCCCACUCUCAAUCUUGGGGAAACCAUCUGCCCAUCAGUCGGUCCAUCCUUUCUCUCCCCCAGUUGACCGCUCUGUGCCGCUGACUGGCCGGGCCCACCUGGCUGCCUGUCAGAGUAGCCUGUGCCCCACCCCCACCCCGCCCUGCCCCCCAUGCUGGCCCAGGUGGUGAGGGGAGUGGGAACAGGGGGGUCCCCCACACAGUACUGUAUCCCCAAUCCUUCUCCAGGCACUGCGCUACAAGGCGUGUCCCCCUCCUGGCCCGCCCACCUCCUGGUGUCUCGCUGUGAUAGAUCAAUAAAUAUUUUAUUUUUUGUCCUGGAUAUUUGGGGAUUAAUGUUUGAUUGUUGAUGUGCUCUUGGGGUUUUAUAGUUGUGGUUUAUUGAA